Messenger RNA from Panicum virgatum (switchgrass), 3019 nucleotides. RefSeq names its product receptor-like protein 15. Gene Ontology annotation, molecular function: protein binding. The transcript is spliced from 5 exons. Bases 72 to 2855 code for a protein of 927 amino acids. NCBI's taxonomy places the organism in Eukaryota, Viridiplantae, Streptophyta, Magnoliopsida, Poales, Poaceae. The record is from RefSeq and is a predicted model, not a curated record.
UGGUUUGGCCGACCGAGGGGGCAAACCAAAAGCCUUUUCAGCCUCUUGUCACUUAUAGUCACCAAGAAACUAUGAGCUGCUACUUCCCACUAGGAACCAUGCUUUGGGUCCUAUGCGUCUUGCAGUUCAUGUCCCACAUGGCAGGUGGCUGCGUGAUCGAGGAGAGGAUUGCUCUUAUGCGCAUCAAAUCUUUGUUGCUGGAGGCAAACUCUGAAGUUCUUGCUUCUUGGGGACACAGUGAUGACUGCUGCUCCUGGGAAAGAGUCCGAUGCAACAACAGCACACGUGUGUCGGGUCUCAACCUCGACUACGUGUACCAGAGAAAGGAUUAUCGUACCAUGGUAACAAUUGGAGGUCCAUGCUGGAAUCUCAAUUUGACCAUAUUUUCCUCGUUUCAUGAGCUUCAGCAGCUGGAUUUAUUUUCGAAUUCCGCUUGUCUUCAAAAUUUUGAUGGCCUUCAAUAUCUGACUAAGCUUCGCUAUCUCAACCUUAGCAGCAACAUAUUGGUCGAGAAUAAUGUCUUGGAAUCUCUUGCUUUCAGAAAUCUCAAGAACUUGCGAGAUUUGCGCCUAGGAUUCAAUCAAAUAUAUGGAAGCAUCCCACCUUCCUUAUUUGAGCUUCCAUGCCUUGAAUAUUUGGACCUUUCAUACAAUCUCCUGCAAGGACACAUACAUAUAGACCUCUCAACAAACUUAAAGAACUUGCAAGAACUGCAUCUAGGAUCCAACCGACUGAAUGGAAGCAUCCCAGCUUCCUUAUUUGAGCUUCCUCGCCUUCAAUAUUUGGAUCUCUCAAAAAAUCUUCUUCAAGGACAUAUACCGAAGAUGGACCUCACAAGAACCCUCAAAUACUUGGAUCUUUCAGGAAAUCUCCUUGAAGGACAUAUAUCUAUAAUCUCACCUUCGAAUCUUUGUUUAUCGCUUCAAACUCUCAAGUUAGCAGCAAAUAAUCUAAAUGGAAAGUUUGAUUUCUUUUGGCUACGGAACUGUGCCAUGCUAAAGGAGGUAGAUCUAUCAGGGAAUGCUGAAUUAGCUAUUGAUGUGAAGUUCCUUACAAGUGUGACUUCAUUUCAACUGAGAGCGCUAAUGCUCUCUGGGUGUAACCUUGACAAUACUAUCAUUUCAGGGCCAAAUUUAUUUGGCACACAACGUCAUCUGCAAUUCCUUGAUCUGUCCAACAACAACUUUUCAGGGUGCCUGCCCAACUGGAUGUUUACAAAUGAAGCACCUUUGCUCUAUCUGGAUCUUGCACAUAACUCGCUGGUAGGAUCAUUGGAUCAUCUGAUGUGGCAACAACAAUCGAAUCUCCAAAUGAUCAAUAUAUCUAUGAACUACUUCACAGGACAUCUUCCAAUGGACAUAAGCUCAGUAUUUCCGAAUCUGACAGUUCUCGAUGCUUCUUACAAUAAUAUUUCUGGAUAUUUACCACCAUCUCUGUGCAACAUUAACGACUUGGAAUUUGUGGAUCUAUCAAACAAUAAACUUACAGGAGAGGUGCCAGUUUGCUUGUUCACUGAGUGUGGGUCGCUGGAAUUCCUGAGGCUCUCGAACAACAAUCUCGGGGGUCCGAUCCUUGGUGGGGCUAAUAAUAAGUCUAUUUGUGGAGGAACAAUAUUUCUUGAUAGCAACAAUUUUGAGGGACCAUUGCCUAACAAUCUAUCAGGUGAAGUGUCAAUCAUGGAUUUUCAUGAUAAUAAAUUGUCAGGUGAACUUGAUGUAUCAUUUUGGAACAUUCCUUCAUUGGAAUUUCUUAGUGUUGCUAGCAACAGUUUAACUGGUCAAAUUUAUCCAAUGAUCUGCAAAUUGACUGGUCUUAGCUAUUUGGAUAUAUCCAAUAACGACUUUGAAGGAUCUAUACCAAACUGCAGCAGUAAGUUAAUGCUGGAUUUUCUGAACAUGUCGAGCAAUACCCUCUCAGGAUUUCCUAGUUAUUUUUUCAAUAGCUCCAACGUUGAAGUUAUCGAUAUAAGAUAUAACCGGUUCAUGGGCAGCCUUGAUUGGAUACAACAUCUUUAUCAAAUAAAAAUGCUCUUGUUGGGCGGGAAUAUGUUUGAGGGGCAUAUCUCUGCAAAACUCUGUCAUCUCCAGUACUUGAAUAUUAUUGAUUUGUCGCACAACAGACUUUCAGGCUCAUUGCCACCUUGCAUUGGUGCUAUCUCAUUUGGAUACUAUACAGAUUCAUAUGACGAUGAUUUUUUGUCCAAAAAUAUCUACGAUGUGCCCUUCGAUGUGGGGCUUUCUAAUAUGCAUUCGUGGUUCCCCUAUGAUGCCAAUCUUGUCCUCCCAGGCUUCACCUUCUCCACUAAAGGAAACAUUUACACAUAUAGCCGCGGUUUCUACAAUCUCAUGUCCGGCAUUGACUUAUCGGCGAACAUGCUAUCAGGGGAGAUCCCUUGGGAGAUUGGGAAUCUGAGCCGUGUCAAGUCCCUCAACCUAUCACAUAAUUUCUUUAUUGGUCAAAUCCCAGCUACCUUUGCCAACAUGAGCGCCCUAGAAAGCCUGGACUUGUCCCAUAACGAGUUGAGCGGAUCUAUACCAAGGCAACUGACUCAUAUGUCAUCUUUGGAGGUGUUCUUUGCGGCCUACAACAACUUGUCAGGGUGCAUACCGAACUCCGGUCAGUUUAGCUCGUUCAACAUGGAGAGCUACCUGGGCAACGCAGACCUUCAGAAUUCAUCAAAGGGGAGCCAGUGUUCUCCUGUCCUAGGCCCUAUGGAAGUAGAAGAUGUGGGCGAGGCAUCUGAUGAUCCAGUUCUUUAUAUUAUCUGUGCCGCCUCAUUCGUAUUGGCAUUCUGGGCAACCGUUGCAUUCUUGUUCUGCCUUCCAUUUGGACAGCGUGUGAUGCUUCAACUAUAGUUCAUCACAGCUGUUGCUGGGCAAGUGCAACCAAUGUUUCUCUUUUUUGUUCUAGUUAUGUGUAACGAUAAAGCUAUGUAUGCUUGAUAUUUUUGUUAUGUUUUCUUACAUUUAGAAUCUCUGGAACAAGUUUAGUGGUGUGUAAUAAUGUCGCCUUUUUUCUU